AUGGGAAACUGCACUGUAGUCACAGAAUUAACAUUGGGGGGAUUUAAAGGUCAGCCAGAGCUGAAGAUUAUUCUUCUAGUUCUCUUCUUGUCAAUGUACAUUAUUACUCUGGUGGGGAAUAUUGGCAUAAUGGUAGUCAUCACUGCUGACUCCCAGCUCCACACCCCAAUGUACUUCUUCUUGAAGAACCUAUCUUUCUUGGAUGUUUGCUACUCUUCUGUCAUCACUCCCAAAGCCAUAAUGAACUUUGCAACUGGGAACAAGGCCAUUUCCUACCAACAAUGUGCAACCCAGAUGUUCUUCUUCUCUCUUUUUGGGACCACAGAGGCUUUCUUCCUGGCUGUGAUGGCAUAUGAUAGAUUCACUGCUAUCUGCAACCCACUGCUCUACCAUGCCAUUAUGUCCAAGAAGAGGUGUGUUUGCCUCAUAUGCAUUUCUUACUUCUUUGGUUGUAUCAACUGCUGUACCCAGACAGGUCUGACGUUCAGUCUGUCAUUUUGUAGUCCUAUGGACAUAAACCAUUUCUUUUGUGAUGUCCCAGCUGUUAUGAAGGCCUCUGGCUCAGACACAUUGGUGAAUGAAAUUGUGCUCCUAGUGCUUUGUGGGUCUAUUAUUGUAACCACAGCCAUAAUCGUACUUGUAUCUUAUAGUUACAUUGUUGCCACCAUCUUACGCAUACCAAGUGUCAGAGGGAGACACAAAGCCUUUUCAACCUGUACCUCACAUCUCAUGGCAGUAAGCUUAUUCUUUGGGACAGUUUUCUUUAUGUACGCCCAACCUGGGGCCAUCUCCUCUCCCAAUCAGGGAAAGGUAGUUUCGGUUUUCUACACAAUUGUCAUCCCAAUGUUGAAUCCCAUUAUCUACAGCCUAAGAAACAUGGAAGUCAAAGAGGCUCUAUAUAGACAAUUCAGAAAGAAAGCCUUCUCCCACUAA
Molecule: messenger RNA, 933 nt
Organism: Hemicordylus capensis (graceful crag lizard)
Lineage: Eukaryota; Metazoa; Chordata; Lepidosauria; Squamata; Cordylidae
Product: olfactory receptor 12-like
Exons: 1
Coding region: 1-933 (310 amino acids)
Biological process (GO): G protein-coupled receptor signaling pathway; sensory perception of smell
Cellular component (GO): membrane
Molecular function (GO): olfactory receptor activity; odorant binding; G protein-coupled receptor activity
Source: RefSeq, a predicted model, not a curated record